GUCGCGCCAUAAGAAGCAACUCGCGCGGUACGCAAACUCAGUAAAAACGUCGAUAAAUGCGUUUAGCUCGCAGAUGGAAAACACAGGCCGACCGAGGAUCGUACCGAGUGGAUUUAACAGCCGCAAGGAUUUUGAAUCGAUUCGCCCUUGUUCGAUCUCACAUUUCUGCAGCUAUGAGUAAUACGUUGCUCGUCCUAUUUCUCACAAUCUGGACUGAGAUUGCUGCAGGAUUUCGUGGACCUCAUCAUCCCAGUGGAAGCAUAUCCCAUCAUCAUUAUGUACCGCAGAAUGAAGUCAAAUUAACACAGGAUGCUGAAUUGCUGCACGAUACUGCACACUUGAAGGAAGACAUGGGCGCUUUUGCUGAUCAAUUGGAUUUAACGAAGAUGACAGAACAAGAAUUGGAGUUUCAUUAUUUCAAACUACACGACGUUGAUAAUAAUACGAAAUUGGACGGGUUGGAAAUACUUCAUGCUAUUCAACACACCCUUCAUGAGGACGGAGAAGAUGAGGAAAACAAGAAUGAAGAUAACAAUGAACACAGGAAUGAUUUACAUUGGAUAGUAGAGCUCAUUGACAGAGUUCUUGAGGAAGACGAUCUAGACAAUGAUGGCUACUUGGGGUACACUGAGUAUGUACUGGGUCGGCAAAGAGAUCAAAGCGAGAGAGGUAAACGAGAUAAGAAACUCGAAAUCCGGAAAUAAUGCUGUUGCAUAUAAUAUUGAACAGAACUACGGACUUUGUAAACAGCAGGGUGCUUAAGAACGUGUCUCAAUAAAGUUGCAUUUGCCAUUGUAUAAACGAUUGUGCCAGUAUGUCUUUUAGGCACCGAGGCUCUAUUAUAUGUAAUACAUGCAUAACAGCAAAACAAAUUUAAAAUAAAAAAUCAUUUCUGGCAGCAAAAAUGUUUAUUAAAGAAUGAUGCAUCAAUAAUGAUACAUGACUGUAAGCCAUUGAAUUAAAAGUUCUUUAUAUAUCAUAAAAUAGUCAAAGUAAGAAUAUAAAAUAUUUGUCAGUGACGACAAAGUAAUAUCAGUAAUACUAUGAGAAGUAUUGAGGUACGAGAACAGAAUUCAACUUAUGAAAAGAAAAUAUAGUUUCGUUGAUAUCAUGCAGAAUUGAAUGAAAUAAAGUGUGCCAAUGCAAAGUG
Molecule: messenger RNA, 1150 nt
Organism: Cephus cinctus (wheat stem sawfly)
Lineage: Eukaryota; Metazoa; Arthropoda; Insecta; Hymenoptera; Cephidae
Product: multiple coagulation factor deficiency protein 2 homolog
Exons: 5
Coding region: 57-704 (215 amino acids)
Source: RefSeq, a predicted model, not a curated record